This is a messenger RNA of Acanthoscelides obtectus, 939 nucleotides long. Lineage: Eukaryota; Metazoa; Arthropoda; Insecta; Coleoptera; Chrysomelidae. The record is from the annotation of a GenBank genome assembly.
AUGAAACCAUCUAAACUGCAAGAUCAUCUGAGAAGAUGCCACCCUGAUAAAACAGAGAAAGAUUUGAAAUACUUUCAAACACUCAAAGAUAAAUUUCAGAAGAGACCUACACUGGACAGAAUGUUCGCUUCGACGCCGACGUCACAAAGAAAUGAUGAUGGUUUCCGGGUGUCUUAUAAUAUCUCGUUACUUAUAGCAAAAUCCGGAAAACCGCAUACUAUCGGAGAGAAGUUAAUUUUGCCAGCCGUUGAAGAGGUUUUAAAAACUGUUUUACACAAACCUGCAUCUGAUAUCAUUAAAAGAAUUCCCUUAAGCAACAAUACUGUUAAAAGACGUAUUGAUGAAAUGAGUUCUGAUAUUGAAAGCUUCUUAUGUAAUUAUUUGCAAACGACCCAUUUCUCUAUACAACUGGAGGAGUCAACUUUACCUGAUAAUGCAGCAUUAUUAUUGGCAUAUGUUCUUUUUAUUUUGAAUCAAGAAAUCUACGAAGAACUGCUCUUCGCAAGAACUUUGAUAACCGACACUAAAGAUUUUGAAUCUAGGUUUGAGGAUAUUUUGACUAUGGUAAUACCACCGUGGAUAAUUAAUCCAUAUGGUGACAUAGAAGAAACGAAUGUCAUAAUACAAGAGGAACUAACUGAACUAAGUACAAACGAAGAACUUAAGGUUCAGUUUAAAAACGGAUAUCAGCAAUUCUGGCUGCAAAACAACAUACCCGUUACUUAUCCCGUAUUAUGGAAUAUAGCGAGGAAAUUUUUAAUUUCCUUUCUAUCGUCAUACCUAGUGGAAAGGGGGUUCAGCGCUGUUACCAAUCUCCUAACGAAAAAAAGAAACAGACUGGACGUCAUUAGCCGAGGAGAUUUAAGAUUAACCCUUACAAAAUUGACGCCAAAUGUUGAUAAUUUAUUAUUAAAGCAUCAGGUUCAUCCUUCUCACUAA